GGAAAACAACAGCUCACCUUGAAUAACCCUUUGUGAGAAACCAGUUACUCCAGUUCGCAGUUUGAAAAUCUUGUUGCUGUUUCUUCCAGCUUCCUCUUGCAGGUGCUCCCGAGGUUUGUCACGAUGCAUAAAUCCCAGAGGUGCACAGUGUUCUACAAACCAGUUGGAGAUGUGACAGAAAUCAGGUCGGGGUAUCUGUUCAAGUCUCCUCCCGCCAAACAAUUUAAGACAGAGAAAUCGUGGAAGAGGAGAUACUUUGUGCUGUUCAGAGUGAGCAGCGAUGGACAUCAGCUGAAGUACUUCAAGAGUGCGGAGGAAAAGGAGAAGCCACUUGGAGGGAUAGAUUUGGAACAUGUCUCACUGUUGUACGUGAGCCCUCAGCAGCACCAGAAGUGGGAAUGGGUCCAGAAGAUGUUCAAGUGCCCCCCAUCCUGCGUGCUAUACAUCAGUGCCGCCGGGCGAGACUACUACCUGGUCGGGGAGAACAGUGAUGAAGUGGACCUGUGGUUCUCUGACCUGUAUGACGCCCUGAAAAACAGGCCACAUAAAUUAUUGAAUUCCGAGGAGUUGUUUAAUGGGCAGCAAACAGCUACGGAUGUGUCAAAACCAAUUAUGCAGAAAAACAAUUCAGCCAUCGUGUGUGAAAAGCAAUCACCACAACUACGGCCCGUCUCUGACCCGUUGUCCAAUAGCUUUAACAACACUGACAAAUCAAAGUUGAAACAUCUUGACAUUAUUUGCUGCUCUCUGAUUGGCCAGCAGAGUGAAUAUUGCUCCAAGAGACGUGUAUCAGAUCCCAUGAAUCUGAUCUAUGACGUCCCGAGAUCCCACCAGGUCGAGGCAGAUGAUUUGUCCUGCAGCAAGGCAAAUGGUUCAACCCGCAGCAUGGAUUGUCUAUAUGAAACGAUGAAGGGACUGCACAAUAAGGGCUGUGAGGUGAAGGAGGACCCGCCUGGGACCCUGAUGAGGUCUGUCGCUCAGGUCUUUGACAGACAUAAGACCCAGAUUUCACCACUCAGCGAGGAGGAACAAGCUGACGACAGGGAAGACAAGCAUCCUUCAGACGUCAGCGACAGCAGCAGCGACAGCGACGACGGGGGCACCUCCCCUGUCAAGACGCUGGAGAGUCGGAAUGUGCCCGCCCUGGAGAAGCCAACCUCCACAGAGAGUCUCGACCACACCAUCCCAGAGGAAAGAGAUAUUGAGGUCAAGCAGGUAGAUUUGAAAAAGCACCUGACACUAACAGAGUUGGAUGGGAAACCAAGUGUCUCUGCGUGGACAGGCCAGCCACAGACAGAGUGUCUCUUCCACAAAGGAGACCAAGUUCUUGCAAUCAAUGACCUGCACAUCGGCAGCGUGACAGAGUUCAACACGUACGUGAGCAAGUCGCUGAAGAAUGAGGUGAAACUCACCCUCCUGCGUCUCCCUGGACAUCUGCCUCUGCAUUGCACAAACUGCCCCUGCAACGGCUGACGGACAACGGACCACUAGAGUUGGAAUCAACUUCUCCUCUUGUGUCUGGGUGUGAUUAAGUGACUCUUUGAGGCGCCUCCUGCCUAUAGCUGGGUUUGUGCCAUGUAGAUCACAGUAUUUCUCCAGGGUUUUGGUGAUUUCCUACUUACCUGUCCCCCGUCUAGUUAAUGACUUUAAAAACCUACAAGAGCCUCAAUUGAAGGUAAAUAGGACAAAUGAAGGAUAUAACGACUGCAGUUUGAUUGUGUGUAUCUGCUUUGAAAAGACUAUCUGUGCACUACAAGAUAAAUAUAUCUUUAAAUGUGAAAUAAUCAGUAAGACUAUUUAUUCUGCACCUGUACCUCAAGAAUCUUUAAAAAGAGAUAAAUACUUAUAAUACAAAUCACUGAUUAUGUUGUAACGAAAAGAAUCACUUCCUCCUUGUACAGAUUAUUUUCCAUUUUGUUCUCUGUCUAUGUGUCUGUUUUGGCCAAAUUUGUAUCAUAUAAUAAAUACUGUACAUAUAGUAUCUGAAACACAGCUUAUGGAAAUGUUUGUUUGAUGCUGGAAUUGUAAAAAGGUAAUGUUGUGCUUUGAAAGAAAAACAAAACAAAAGCUUCUAGACCCAAAGUUCGUUAUGUACGUGAGAUUAAAAUGAAGUGCACCGUUUUUAACUUAAUCCUUUUCUAUCUUGAAAAUACUUGGGGAUGAAUAACAAAAGAAAAAAGAAGUAGGGAGAGACCAGUGACGUCCGCACCCCAGGUCGAGACUCUUAUGGAUUAAUAUGCAGCAGAAUGGCGUUUCACCUCAGGCUGCGUUUCACCCCAUUUCUCUCUGAUUUGAAACAGAAAUGUAAUUUUAAUAUAAAUAGGGGAAGCUGGUUUUCCUUAUAUAGUUCAUGUCUAGUGACCGAGACCUCUCAAGAACAAAGGCAACAUCAAGCGGACAAUAUCUGCAGGGCCUGUAUUAAAAGUGCUGAGCGGCAUUUAUAUUUAGAAUACCUUUUUAAUAUAUAGGUCCAGUGACCAGUGUCCCCAUAGAGCAAGGACAAAGCCUCUACACUUAGAUUACAUUCACACCACUGCUCCCCUCAGGGUAAUGAAUCCAUCAAUCCAAGGUUAACGUUUCAACUUUUAAUGGAGCUAAUGCACAGAUAUGAGAAAAAGCACAUUUUUAUUUUUUUACAUCCAUUCUUAACUGUGAUAUUAAAGCUGUGCUCGAAGACUAAUUCACUCUCUUGUAAAUAAAUCCGUCCUUUUUCCCCUGAGUGUGUGACAAAAGCAGCUUGUACUGGGACAAUAAAUCUGUUGAAAUGAUUCCGAAUAAAAUUUUGACCAGAUUAUUAAAACACUGA
This is a messenger RNA of Platichthys flesus (European flounder), 2806 nucleotides long. RefSeq names its product pleckstrin homology domain-containing family S member 1-like. Lineage: Eukaryota; Metazoa; Chordata; Actinopteri; Pleuronectiformes; Pleuronectidae. The transcript is spliced from 17 exons. Bases 124 to 1473 code for a protein of 449 amino acids. The record is from RefSeq and is a predicted model, not a curated record.